AUGGUUCGACACCACUUAACCACAGCUCCUAUUGUAUACAUUUGGAGAAUGGCGCGGCGGCGGCGGCGGGACAACCGACAGCGGCGGCAGAGGACCACCUUCACCUCCGAGCAGACCCUGAGACUGGAGAUGGAGUACCACCGCAACGAGUACAUCUCCAGACCGAGAAGGUUCGAGUUGGCCGAGUCGCUGGACCUCACGGAGACGCAGAUCAAAAUAUGGUUCCAGAAUCGCCGCGCCAAGGACAAGCGCAUCGAAAAGGCACACAUGGACCAGCAGUACAGGUGUAUGACCCUGGCCGGAGGGCUGGGAGGCCUGGGUCCUCUCUACCACCCGGCGUUCUGUGGAAUCUGCACCUACAAACCCCCGUCAGGGCCGCCCCCAGGCUCCGUCCGUGGCUCCGCUGUGUCUCCAUCUUCUAUACUGAAUGGCCCAAAGCCCUCCCCACCGUCCCUCUUGAGCGGAUCUGCUGCAUCUCCGCCGACCCUCCUUAGCAGCUCCUUGGCGUCCCAGGCUCAAACGCUACCCAUCGGAGCAACGUCCUCAGCUCCUGUACCUCUCGGCCAGUCACCUUCUGCUGCCCUCUCGAUGGGACCUUCCACGUCAUCGAGCCUUGCCAUCGGACAACUGCCGCCAGUGAAUUUGUCCAUUGGACCGCACCUUCCUGCCUUCCUGAGUUCCACGUCUUCCCCUUCCCCGCCUGCAACUACCAUCUCCACAGCGGCCACCACCUCCAGCAUCAAGAAGCCAGUCCCGCUGCCUGCUUCUACAGCAAGCUUUGUGGCACUCCGUGCUCAGGCUUACUAAAUUCAAGUAUACAUUUAAUAUAAGUAAUACACCCCGCUCACAUCAGCACUAUACCGCAAUGAGCCAGCCGAGUCUGCCAGGCUCAUCAACGCUCAAGUCCAAUAGCCUGACUCCGGUGUCGCUGAGGCGACUUCACCUUCACGCGCCGUUGCUGAUCCCCUGGACAUGCGCCUGUGCAGGCUCCAGUCGCACCACGGGCUCUUGAUGAUCAUGCAUUCACUUAUUAAACAAGUUACUGUUAACUUCAGUGGCUACAAGUGCGUUCCUAGUCCACUUUUUCGUGCGCAAUAUAUUAUAUAGAUAUUUUUUUAGUCCAUCAAUGCCAAAGAGAGACAUCCUAAUACGUAACGUCUCUAUGCACUUUUAGCUGGUUAACUAAUAUAAUAUAUAGAUGUUUGUGUUUGAUCAUUGUGCACGUUAACAUUUUUAUGUAGUGUUACUUUUUGCUCAUCAAAAAUUUACCAAGG
Molecule: messenger RNA, 1274 nt
Organism: Scylla paramamosain (green mud crab)
Lineage: Eukaryota; Metazoa; Arthropoda; Malacostraca; Decapoda; Portunidae
Product: homeobox protein rough-like
Exons: 4
Coding region: 1-807 (268 amino acids)
Biological process (GO): regulation of DNA-templated transcription
Molecular function (GO): DNA binding; DNA-binding transcription factor activity, RNA polymerase II-specific
Source: RefSeq, a predicted model, not a curated record